CACAGGCAGCCCGUAUUGGUGUUGCACACGUGCAUACAAACACACUCCUUCUGAUGUAUUGAGUUUCAUAACUCUCACUAACAUCAAGGAGUAUCGUUAGCUUACAUCUGUCUCGUCCUCAAUGUAUUAGCAAAUAGCAUCGGGAACUGUAGGCCCUUGCGCAUGUUUUACGAGACUCAGACUAUUGCCAGCUUCUCAACCACGGUGGAUCCUGCGAGCUAUUGUUUUUGUGCAUUUUAUCAUAUCGCCUGCUUUCUAGCUACAUUAGCGUGUUUAGUGGUCGAUAUGGCGCAAUACAUGGCCCCACCUCCGUACUAUAAGAAGUACACCAGUGCGGCUAUGGCGAACCUCACAGCACCUAAACCUCCUCCCAUCCCAGAGGGCACUUACACCACAUUCGGUGUUGAACGAGAACCCACUGGUUUGACUACGCUGCCAUGGAAACAGAACCUUUUGAUUGAAAAGGAGCCUAAGUACAGACAGUUGUAUGGCGAUCCGAGCUUGUUCACCAAUAGAACAGCAGAUACACAUAGGAAAGAUAGUAUAAACGGGAAUGCAGGUAAAAUAGACGUAGACAAGGAUAGUAAAGCGACAGAUGGGGUGAUAGCAGAUACAGAUACAAGCAUAGUCAAGAAUGAGGCCAUGGUCAAUGGCAAGGUUCCAACACACACCGAGAGGGGGAGAAAAAGGAAGUUCGAUCACAAAGUAGAGUUGAAAAAGCUGAACAAAUCUAUAGUUUUGAAUUACUUGCAACUAUUGGACGUGCUCACGUCGGAUCCUUCCCAGUAUAUGAAAGUCUUCAAUCAGCUUGUUGGCUUGUUUCACAAUAUGCAUGCUUUGAUCAAUGAUUGCCGGCCGCACCAGGCGCGUGAGACUUUGCGAGCCAUGAUGGAGGCUCAAGUGGAGCAGAAAGAGAACUGUGUUCUGGAUCUAGAAACUUAUUUCGACGCAGUUACCAGCGCGUUGAAGGAGGUGCUGGAUCAAGUACAGACCAGCGACAUAAGUGAUCUCCUCAGUCCACGCAAACGGGCACGGAUGGUUAUUAGUCAGAAGGUCGCACAGACUCCCAACGGUGCGAGCAUAGCGCUAGAAGAGGAUGGCAGGAAAGGUAGACCAGCCGAGAUCAAGAGCGAAGCUGUGCCUGAAGGGAGCGCAAAGAAUUCGCAGGGAGUCCACGACCAUAAAAUCAAGCCAACAGCGAUCAAGGGUGAAACUGAUUCCAAAGUAUUCGAUGCACUGAGUGGGAGGAAAUCUACGGAUACAGACAGGCCGGCAGAAGGGGGUAUCAAAUCGGAGGGCGCCGUCCGGAAGACGGCUGACUCCGCGUCUAUUAUAGCCCGGCUGGCAAAGGCAGUGGACUCUAUCAGUGAAGCAGAGUUGGAUGACUAUCUAACUCCGAAACGCCUCUCUAUGCCCCUAUAGCAGGGCGUGACAAAAUAAAAUUUAGUAACGUGCG
Sphaeroforma arctica JP610 is the source of this 1456-nucleotide messenger RNA. RefSeq lists its product as hypothetical. Gene Ontology annotation, molecular function: transcription coregulator activity. NCBI's taxonomy places the organism in Eukaryota, Ichthyosporea, Ichthyophonida. Gene Ontology annotation, cellular component: core mediator complex; mediator complex. Bases 163 to 1422 code for a protein of 419 amino acids. Gene Ontology annotation, biological process: regulation of transcription by RNA polymerase II. The transcript has 3 exons. The record is from RefSeq and is a predicted model, not a curated record.